UUUAUCUUGUAGAUGCCUUAUUCGCCUGCUAGGCGUUCCACACGAAGAAGUUCGUCAGGGACGCAAAGGAAGAGAGGCAACUCGUUGGAGGGAAAAACAAACCAGGCGGAAAAUUCCUCCAACAGACUAGAGCAAACAAGUUGUAACAAAAAACCAAAAAAGUCAUCCAAGAAAGGAGAAGACCCUUCUCAAAAUUUAUUGACUAUGUUCAACAGAGAAAAUUCCCCACAGACCAAGAAUGACGGUGAAGUGAUGAUAAGCAACGGCAAACUACAACAACAAAGCAACCAAAGGGAACCCAUUCACCAGUCUUUUUCAACUCCACAAAAGUCUUCAACCAAACUAGUGAUACGUCCACUGGCUUCGGCGCCUGCAGUUUCCAAAAAUUUUGCUGAAGAAAUAUGGAUAAACUACCUCAAACAAGCAGUAAAAGCCAUCCAAAACGCUACCAAAGUGGUAUUCUCUUAUGAAGAGUUGUAUAGAAAGGUUGAAGACGUCUGUUUGCUCAAAUGGGGCUCUUUUCUUUUUGAAAAACUUCAGGAAGAAGUGGAACAACACGUGGCCAUACAAAUCAACUCUCUUCAAGGUUACUCUCACGAGUCGGAAACUUUUCUUUAUGGAGUAAGCAAAGUAUGGGAGGAACACUGUAACCAAAUGAAACUCAUAAGAAGUAUAUUUCUAUUUUUGGAUCGAUCCUUUGUCCUACACAACGCUCCAGUAAGAUCACUUUGGGAUAUGGGCCUGAAAGUAUUUAGAAAAUAUUUGCAACAAAACUCAGAAGUAGAAAAGAAAACCGUACAAUCCACCAUUGCUUUGAUAACAGCUGAACGUAAGGGAGAAAGUAUUCCGCAGGAUCUUGUAAAGGAUAUGAUCAGAAUGUUCACAGCUUUGGAAAUUUAUGGAGAAUCCUUCGAAAAGGCUUUUCUCGAUGCUAGCAGUGAAUAUUAUAACAAUGAAGGAAAUGUGUUGCUGCAACAAUAUGAUAUAUACACUUACUUGAAACACGUAGAGAUUCGUCUUUCUGAAGAAGUGAACAGAGUAGUCCAUUAUUUGGAUAGAAUUACGAAAGCACCUUUGAUUCAACUUGUAGAAAACUGUUUAUUGGAGUCGCACACUGUGGAGAUUUUGGACAAAGGCUUUGACAAUAUGAUGGAAGAAAAUCGACAAGAAGACUUGGCACGUCUCUACCGACUACUUGCCCGAGUCCAUCAACUGGACCAAGUUAAAAAGUAUCUUGGCAUUUAUACUAAAAGUACAGGUGCUAGAAUCAUUCAGGAUCCUGAAAAGGAUAAUGAGCUUGUACAACUUAUAUUGGAUAUGAAGGAUAAGGUAGACUCCAUUGUAUCUAAUUGUUUUGACAAGAACGAGACGUUUCAAUACGCAGUGAAAGAAUCCUUCGAAUCCUUCGUUAACAUGCGUCAGAAUAAGCCAGCAGAGUUGACUGCAAAAUAUAUCGAUCAAAUACUACGAACAGGUAAUAAGGGCUAUACAGAAGAGGAACUUGAGGGGACAUUAGACAAGGUUCUUCAGUUCUUUCGUUUUAUUCAUGGUAAAGAUGUCUUUGAAGCCUUUUAUAAGAAAGACUUGGCAAAGCGUCUAUUAUUAGGCAAAUCGGCUUCCUUAGAUUUGGAAAAGACAAUGAUUUCCAAGUUGAAAGCAGAAUGUGGAGCAGGUUUUACCAGUAAACUGGAAGGAAUGUUCAAGGACAUUGACUUAUCUCAGGACAUUAUGAAGGCCUUUUAUGAAAGUUUGGAAUGGAAACAUUGUGGCAAUGAAGUGGAUUUAAGUGUUGUAGUUUUGACUUCGAGUUAUUGGCCACAAAGCACUUGUGGGGAUGUGAAACUUUCGAAAGAGCUUUUAAAACUACAAAAUGCUUUUUCGCGAUUCUAUUUGAACAAAUAUGCCGGAAGAAAAUUGACUUGGAACCACAGCAAUAGUAUGUGUACUAUUAGAGCUAAUUUUCCGAAAGGUCAAAAAACAAUUUCACUUUCUCUCUAUCAGACAUUAGUGUUGUUAUUAUUUAACGAGACUGAUGCUUUGACUUUAAGGGAGAUACAUGAAGGAAUUGGUUUGGAGAUGAAAGAGUUGAAGAGGACACUACAGUCUUUGGCGUGUGGGAAGAUUCGGGUGCUGAGAAAGGAGCCAAUGAGUCGAGAAGUGGAAGAAGAUGAUAUUUUUUAUUUCAACAAAGACUUUCAAGAUAAACGUUAUCGAAUCAAGAUUAACCAAAUUCAAGUGAAGGAAACUCCGGAAGAGAAUCAGCAAACGACAGAGCGUGUUGUACAAGACCGUCAGUAUCAGAUUGAUGCUGCCAUUGUUCGCAUUAUGAAAACAAGAAAGUCUUUGACGCACAGUCAAUUGAUGUCAGAACUUUAUGAGCAGCUCAAGUUUCCUUAUCAACCAGCAGAUUUGAAAAAGAGAAUAGAAAGUCUCAUCGAUAGAGAAUAUUUAGAACGUGAUUCGGAUACUCCUCAACUGUAUAGAUACUUAGCAUAAUCCUAAUAAGCAAAGGAUAAGCUUUGUAAAACUGAAAAGAGAGAGUUGCUUUCAAUAAAGGGCGGUCUUUAUCA
This is a messenger RNA of Galdieria sulphuraria, 2570 nucleotides long. RefSeq names its product ubiquitin-protein ligase (Cullin). Bases 13 to 2496 code for a protein of 827 amino acids. Gene Ontology annotation, cellular component: cullin-RING ubiquitin ligase complex. Gene Ontology annotation, molecular function: ubiquitin protein ligase binding. Lineage: Eukaryota; Rhodophyta; Bangiophyceae; Galdieriales; Galdieriaceae. The transcript is spliced from 2 exons. Gene Ontology annotation, biological process: ubiquitin-dependent protein catabolic process; protein ubiquitination. The record is from RefSeq and is a predicted model, not a curated record.